AUGGAGCGAUUUUUUAGGAUCAAUAUUGGUUGUCAGAAACCAUUGUCCGAAUCAAAACAGCGUUUUCCAGUUGUAAUAUUUUCACAUGGUCUUUCCGCUUGUCGUUAUUUUUAUACAAUAUUUUGUUCAUCAUUGGCUAGUCAUGGUUAUAUCAUCGCUGCUAUUGAACAUCGCGAUCGGUCAGCAUGCUGGACCUACAAAUUAUAUACAAAUGGCACUAGCUCUAAUUUAGUUGAAAAACCGAUACUUUUGAGAAAGCUAGCUCCAAAUGAAGAUGAAUUCAAGAUUCGCAAUCAACAACUUCAUAUGAGAACUGCAGAAUGUAUCAAAUUAUUUCAUGUGUUAGAGGAAUUAAAUUUGGGUCACUGUGCACCAGUUGGAAGUCAGCAAAUGGGAUCUAAAAUUAUUCUAAGUCUUCAAUUUGACUGGUCCCAGUUUAAGGAUAGGUUGGAUAUGAAUCGGACUGCAAUAAUAGGUCACUCAUUUGGUGGAGCAACUGCUAUCGCUACUUCUGCAGUUUCAGCUGAUUUUGCGGCAACUGUGGUAUUGGAUGGCUGGAUGAUGCCUAUCGAGAAAGAGCUCUAUCCGCGUUCCCUUCAGCCAACUCUAUUCUUGAAUGCUGAGCAAUUUCAGUGGGCUUCCAAUGUCGAUCUCAUGUAUAAAUUGGGCAAUAAUAGCGCAAGAAAUAUUAUUUUAACGUUAAAGGAAACGGCACAUCAAGCCUUCACAGAUUUUCCGUUCCUCUUACCCAAUUUUUUGACUCGCAGGUUUGGUUUUACGGGAAAAAUCGAUCCAAUAAUUUGCAUGGAAGCUGUCGUAAGCUUAACUUUGCAAUUUUUAAAACAAAAUUUUGAUGGAGAAGAAAAUGGCUUGGACUCAAUUAUCAGCAGGUACAGUAAUUUCAUUGUGGAAGGGACAACCCUUGAACUCAAUAUGCCUCUAACCUAA
This is a messenger RNA of Dracunculus medinensis (Guinea worm), 948 nucleotides long. Lineage: Eukaryota; Metazoa; Nematoda; Chromadorea; Rhabditida; Dracunculidae. The record is from the annotation of a GenBank genome assembly.